GCAUUUGAAAUGCAGCGGGAAUUAGUGAGUUUCCCGCUGUCUCCAGCGGUGCGGGUGAAGCUGGUAUCUGCGGGUUUCCAGACUGCUGAGGAACUCCUGGAGGCAAAGCCCUCCGAACUCAGCAAAGAAGUUGGGAUAUCUAAAGAGGAAGCCUUAGAAACUCUGCAAAUUAUAAGAAGAGAAUAUCUCACAAAUAAACCAAGAAGUGAUAGUACACCUGAUACUUCAUGCAAGAAGUAUACAGCCCUGGACCUCCUUGAGCAAGAGCAUACCCAAGGCUUCAUAGUUACCUUCUGUUCAGCACUAGAUAAUAUUCUUGGGGGUGGCAUACCCUUAAUGAAAACAACAGAAAUUUGUGGUGCACCAGGUGUUGGAAAAACACAAUUAUGGUAAAAUACGAUAUUCCUGUCUUGAGGUAUGCAAUUGGCGGUUGAUGUGCAGAUACCAGAAUGUUUUGGAGGAGUGGCAGGUGAAGCCAUUUUCAUUGAUACAGAG
Octodon degus (degu) is the source of this 495-nucleotide messenger RNA. It is a transcript of the gene Rad51c, whose product is annotated as RAD51 paralog C. Gene Ontology annotation, cellular component: Rad51B-Rad51C-Rad51D-XRCC2 complex; replication fork; Rad51C-XRCC3 complex. Lineage: Eukaryota; Metazoa; Chordata; Mammalia; Rodentia; Octodontidae. The transcript has 3 exons. Gene Ontology annotation, molecular function: four-way junction DNA binding; ATP binding; crossover junction DNA endonuclease activity. The record is from RefSeq and is a predicted model, not a curated record. Gene Ontology annotation, biological process: DNA repair; meiotic DNA recombinase assembly; reciprocal meiotic recombination. The coding region runs from base 10 to 393 and encodes 127 amino acids.